AUGUCAUCAGUCGUGGAUAUGACGAGCACAUCGGACGCAGUGCCGCCCCUAUCGCCAGCCUCUUCAAGUGACCUGAGCUUGGAAGAAUCGGAACCCGAGUUGCCCGCAAAACCCUUGCCUGUGCCCCCAACAUCCGGGUCGCCUAUCAAAUUUGUCAAUGGGGAUCCGGGACUCCCCCCGUUGCAACUAGCUGGUGGCUAUCCCGACGGACUGGAUCCGAUUGCCGAAGAAGAAUUGGACCCAGGCAGUUUUGACCUGGUGAUGCCAGUCGAGCAGAUUGGCAGCACCACUGGCAAGUACAAGUUGGAGAAGCGAUCCGAAUUACUCUUCUCGAGCCGUCACUUAGAGGCUAUUUUCGACGACUCUGCCGAAUUGCAUUGCUUUUCCCAGUUUCUGUACAAAUAUCGGCCAGCAUCAGUUCCACUCUUGACAUACUUCUUGGAAGCGCUCAAGGCUCUGCGGGCAAUCGAGUAUAGCAACGCGGUAUUGAGAAAGCUUGGACCAUUGACUGAUUUCGAAUUCACCCACGAGUACUUCCAAGCUCAUCCUACGACGAACCAAGAACUCAAGGCCAAAGCCAAUGCUGCCUUUGACAUUAUGGCACGGGAGGAUCUGCCCAUGUACAUCACAAAUGUAUGGAUCGAAACCGUGUCCGUGUCUAUCAGGCAUAGGGUAAUGGGUAUGCCUAGCCACUCUUCGGAAGGUUUAGCCGAAGUCUUUUGUCUCACCGAUCCGUCAAGACACGACAACCCCAUUGUGUUCAUGUCGGAGGAGUUCAACCGUACCACACAAUACGGUGUAGACUAUGUCGUUGGGAGAAACUGUCGCUUUCUUCAAGGGCCGUAUACGAAUCCAUUCAGCGUGGCGCGUAUCAGGGAGAAGGUGGAGAAGGGCAUUGAACACUAUGAGACCUUCUUGAACUAUAGGCGUGAUGGCUCUCCGUUCAUGAACCUCGUUAUGAUUGCUCCUCUGUACGACAGCCGAGGAGCCAUUCGAUAUUUUAUCGGUGCUCAAGUUGAUAUAUCGGGGCUUGCUAUGGGCUGCCACGACCUCGCGGCUCUAAAGCGAGUUGCUGACGAAGACGAAAAGAGAGAGGCGGGAGAAAAGGUUCCAAGCCCCAGUAAAGACGAAUUUACGCAGCUGGCCGAGAUUUUGGGGACACGGGAGCUCGAAAUAGUUCGGGACCGUGGCGGCGAUAUGCUUCGGCUUCCGCUUCAAUCCAGUAUGGGACUUCAUCAUGAUGAGAAGAUUGCCCUGACAAAGCCCAACGCCGAUGGGUUGCGGGACAGUACAAAACAUGGCCGCAACAGCUCCAAGAAUCGAGUCAUUCUGGGGACAAGCCCUGAACCACAAAACACGUUGCCCCCCUUGGGUGACACAAUGAGACCCUUCAGUUCUCUAACAGCGGCGGCUCUUGCAGCAAGGCACAACGGCCGACUUACUGGUGUUUAUGAGCACUACCUGCUGGCGAGGCCUUACCCAUCACUGCGCAUUCUCUUCACAAGCCCAUCUAUGCGCGUCCCGGGGAUUCUCCAGUCGCCACUGCUUGACCGGAUUGGCGGGUCGACUCGCAUGCGAGAUCAGCUUAUUCAAGCCUUGGCGAAUGGACAAGGAGUAACAGCCAAGGUGAAGUGGCUUACUGUCAACCACAGGAGACAUGCCAACCGUCCGACGAGAAAGAGAAACCUAGGAGACCACCCCUUGGAAGCACACCUGCGCAUUGAUGAUAAUGAUGACGACGCAAACGAGGACAUGGGAAGAUCACGAUGGCUUCACUGCACCCCACUCACCGGCGCGAAUGGCCGCGUUGGUGUCUGGAUGAUUGUAAUCAUAGAUGAAGAGCCAGAUCCCAGUAGCCAACCUCCGCACAACGUCGUCACUCCCGAGAGAGCGCGGCCAGAUGGUGCCGUGUCGGACAGGUCGGUAAGUGGCCUGACGCCUCAACGCCCCAGCAAUGGCGGCACAUCCUUGGCGGCAACCAAGUUGCGUCCAAGGAGGUCGUCUGAUACUCUUGGGGGUAAUCCCGCCACGGCAUCUGCUCGAAACGAGGACAAAUCAGUGACCAAGUCGAUCCACCAGCAACACUCGCUCAACACGCACCGAUCACCGAAACCUACUCUCCAGACCCUGGGCGUGGCUGCACGGUUUUACAGCCCCGAGGCGCUGUCGCUUGCCACCCAAGCAGGUUCUUCGACCCAGCAACGAAGAGAAAGCAGCAGGAACUCCAGACCCCGUCACGAAGACGAGAGCUCAGAUACCGAGCAGAUCUGGCCCCUGCCGCCCUCUGGCUCUGCCGGAGCAAAGAGAAACCGUGAGACUGGCAUCAGAGUUCCGUCAGUGAUACGAGAGACGUCGUCAGAGCGAGCAGUGGUUUGGGGCAACAGGAGUGACGGGGACGCCGCCUCAAUCACGAGCCUGAGCUCAGCAUAUACCGUCAGAAUAGAGGAGGAAUGA
Metarhizium album ARSEF 1941 is the source of this 2454-nucleotide messenger RNA. RefSeq names its product PAS-associated. NCBI's taxonomy places the organism in Eukaryota, Fungi, Ascomycota, Sordariomycetes, Hypocreales, Clavicipitaceae. The coding region runs from base 1 to 2454 and encodes 817 amino acids. Gene Ontology annotation, cellular component: nucleus. The record is from RefSeq and is a predicted model, not a curated record. The transcript is spliced from 3 exons.